AUGGACUGUAACUGUGUAAGUGACCUGCUGCUCACGCCACCUGUCCCAACCCUCUGGACACCAGGCAUCGCCUUCCCAGAUUGGGCCUAUAAGCCAGAGUCAAGCCCAGGCUCCAGGCAGAUCCAGCUGUGGCACUUCAUCCUGGAACUGCUGCAGAAGGAGGAAUACCAGGGGGUGAUUGCCUGGCAGGGAGACUAUGGUGAAUUUGUGAUCAAAGACCCAGAUGAAGUGGCAAGGCUGUGGGGUAUUCGGAAGUGCAAACCUCACAUGAACUACGACAAGCUCAGCCGAGCACUGAGGUACUACUACAACAAACGUAUUUUGCACAAAACUAAAGGCAAGCGCUUCACAUACAAGUUCAACUUCAGUAAGGUGGUUCUGGUGAAUUACCCACUGUUGGAUAUGGCCAGCUCUCCAUUCCUUCUGGCACAGAACCACUUCAAUGGAGGGGCAUCCACACCGGACUGUAGCCCUGUCACACCCGAGGCCCUUCAGUCUUUAUUCCCUCGUUUACCUGAAUCGGGUCGAGGGCCUUCCCUGUUUGAGCGUGGCGCAGGGGCCCCAGGGCCUGAAGGGGAUAAGCUGAGACUGGACACUUUCCCUUUCUUCAGCUCAGGGGCCCCUUGUUACUCUAAACCUCCAUCCCUGUUGGGUCCUUACGCAAGGAACACCUCUUUUGACUACCCCUGGGGCUUCAACCCCUAUCUCCCAGGGGCCUUUUCUCUGAACAACUGUCCCAAAUUGCCCCCGGGCUCCCUCUACUCCUCUCACUUCUACCCUAACCCACUACAGUCCAGCUUGUCUCAGCUACCACACCCCUUCUCCUCUCUUUUACCCCCCGGAGACACCACCGUGGCAGAACGUGCACAAACAGGAGGAACCAAUGGCUCAGCAACUGGUCAGCCUCCUAGACUCUGCAUCCCACCAUACCCAGGGACCCUGUCAGUGGGUCGGACUGAGCUGGGGAAUGGUGUUACUGGUGUAGGCGACCGGGAAAGAGGGGAAUCCAACACCGGGUUAGGCCUAGGCCUGGGUUUGGGUUUGGGCAGUGUUGGAGUGGGAAGUGGAGGAGGAGGUCGUCAGAGCCCUUCUGAGCGGAGAAAGGGUGUAAAGCAGGAUCCAGAGUCUGACUCUGAGCUGGAGAUCACAGAUCUGAGCGACUGUAGCUCCGAGAACGAGAACGAGCCAGACUUCUCUCUGGGGAAGGGGCCAGGGCUUGGUGGUUGCUCGCAACUCCUAGAGGCCAAAUCUGGGGGCCUCGGGGGCGUCUUGCCCCCUCUAUCCUCUCUUCCUCCACCUGUGUCUCCACAUCCCCUUAAAAGCCUGGUGCCCCUGACUCCUUCACCUCCAUCCCUCUCACCCUCGCUCUGUAUGGUUGACAGGCACAGGGAAACAGAGACACCUAAACAUAUUGCUCACAGUUAA
Messenger RNA from Xyrauchen texanus (razorback sucker), 1425 nucleotides. RefSeq names its product ETS domain-containing transcription factor ERF-like. The record is from RefSeq and is a predicted model, not a curated record. Gene Ontology annotation, molecular function: sequence-specific DNA binding; DNA-binding transcription factor activity, RNA polymerase II-specific. Gene Ontology annotation, biological process: cell differentiation; regulation of transcription by RNA polymerase II. The transcript is spliced from 5 exons. Bases 1 to 1425 code for a protein of 474 amino acids. Lineage: Eukaryota; Metazoa; Chordata; Actinopteri; Cypriniformes; Catostomidae. Gene Ontology annotation, cellular component: nucleus.